AUGGAGAAGGUCCUUAUCCUGUUGCUGAUCUCCUUGGCUGUAGCCUACGCCGCCCCUGACCCUCGGGGUCUGGUCAUCAACCUGGACAAUGGGGAGCUGUGCAUGAAUAGCGCCCAGUGUAAGAGCAAAUGCUGCCACCGGACCAGUGGUCUGAGCCUGGCCCGCUGUGCCGACAAAGCCCCUGAGAAUAGCGAAUGUUCUCCCAAGACACUCUAUGGAGUUUACUACAAGUGUCCCUGUGAGAGGGGAUUGACCUGCGAGGUGGACAAGACCAUUGUGGGCACCAUCACUAACAGCGACUUUGGUAUCUGCCAUGAUAUUGGCCGUUCAAAGGAAUAA
Gracilinanus agilis (Agile Gracile Mouse Opossum) is the source of this 339-nucleotide messenger RNA. RefSeq names its product colipase (gene CLPS). Gene Ontology annotation, biological process: digestion; positive regulation of catalytic activity; lipid catabolic process. Gene Ontology annotation, molecular function: enzyme activator activity; lipase binding. The transcript is spliced from 3 exons. NCBI's taxonomy places the organism in Eukaryota, Metazoa, Chordata, Mammalia, Didelphimorphia, Didelphidae. The record is from RefSeq and is a predicted model, not a curated record. Gene Ontology annotation, cellular component: extracellular region. The coding region runs from base 1 to 339 and encodes 112 amino acids.